UGCUGCACGCUUUUGUUCCAAAAACUCUGGUAGUUCGUCAGCGGUGAGCGAGAGGUGGAUUUUAUCACUGCUGCUCACCAACAGAUGAUGAUGACACACGUGCCGUUAUUUUAACACAAACCGUAGCGGUGCUGGAGAGCUCAUUUGAUCUAUUUUAUUUAUUUUUUCCGUUUAGGAAGUUAAGCAAACAGCUGGAGCCCUGACAGAUUUUCCUCAAAUCUCACCCGUUGAGUCGGACUAUGACUGUCAGUAGUGUGAACACUUACUAGACGUUUUCUUUUUCCCAGAAAGGAGAGGACGGGCUUCCUGGGCUUCCUCUCCCUCCUGUUGGAUCUCUAUGGAGAGCUGCGCGCUCUCAUGCAACUCCUGGACUCGCACUUCUCGCGCCGUGAACGCUGACUCCACCGACCUGGGCAGCAGAAAACGACACUCUUAACCCUAUUUGAAUGCCUUUGCAAGGAGUUUGCUGGUUCUCGUGCUGCAGGCAGGGCUUCAGUUUGCUGGGACGGGACUAUGGGGAGAAAGAGGAGGAAGAGUCUUUUGAAUUGCGCAACAAGGAGGACUUGACUCCCAAUGGACGGAGUCCAGCUGAGGUGAUUGUUUCUCAGCCAACAGCCAAUGGAACAAACGGGCACACUGUCUCACAGUCACCUGUCAAGAUGAAGAAACUGAUCAGUGAGGAGAAGGAGAUGGGGUUGCAGGAAGAACCUGAAUUUUUGGUGAAAGGCUGGCUGCUGCGGGAGGUGCGAGGCAGUUGGAUAAAGCACCGUCGGUACUGGUUUGUGCUGAGCCAGGAUUCCCUCGACUACUACAGCGGACCAGAGAAAGGCGCUCGCAGACUGGGCACGCUGGUCCUCACCAGCCUCUGCUCGGUCAUUUGGCCAGACAAACAGACGUUCAAGGAGACAGGUUACUGGAGCAUCACGGUUUAUGGACGGAAACACUGCUACAGGCUGUACACCAAGCACUUCAACGAAGCCGUGCACUGGGCCUGUGCCACCCAGAAAAUCAUCGACACCAAGUCCCCCGUGGAAACACCAACACAGCUAUUGAUUCGCGACAUCGAGGAGAAUAAGUUUAAUCCUGAGGUAGUGGAACAUAUUUACCAGCACAACCCCAUCCUCAAGUACACCCAGGGCCCCUUGUAUGCUCCUCUGCUGCCUUUCCCUUACGGCAGUCUGGAGCACACAUAUCACAAUGGGAAAGGCUACAGCUCGGUGCGCGAMGAGGCCGUGAAGCUCUUUAACUGCCUGCAGCAGCUGGAGUCGGCGCUGGAGCCGGUUCCCAUCAUUCAGGGUGUGCUGCAGACCUGCCUGGACCUGCGGUCCCUCCGCGACGAGGUCUACUGCCAGCUAGUGAAGCAGACUAGCUACACGCCUUCCCCGUACACGGCGGCGCAUCUCCGUUACUGGCAGCUGCUCACCUGUAUGAGCUGCUCCUUUCUGCCUGGUCCCAGUGUGCUCAAAUACCUGCGAUUCCACCUCAAAAGAAUUCAGAGCCAGAGUCCUGAAUCUGAGAUGGAUAACUAUGCAUCAUUCAUCAGCGAAGCUCUGGAGAAGACAAAAUGUCGGGAGUGUGUGCCGUCCUGGGAGGAGAUCCAGAUGCUGAUGAAUCGACAGGAGAUGCUGUGCACGGUUCACUAUCCAGGCCCCGGAUCUUGCCAGCUCUACAURAGCUCGCACACCACUGCCAAUGAGGUGGUCCGAAGGAUGCAGGAGAAGCUUGGCCUUCGUGACAGUAGAAACACAUUUGCACUGUAUGAACAGAAUGCACUGUGGGAGCAGCCGGUCCCAGGGAGCACUCUGAUUGCAGACAUCCUGACCAGCCUCACCACCAAAGAGUCAGAGUCAAAAUCCCAGUGGAAACUGUGUUUCAAACUCUACUGCCUGCUGGACGCAGACAGCAUAUCAGUGGACAGCAUCGAGUAUCUGUUCCUCUUCGAGCAGUGCCAUGAGAUGGUGGUGCGUGGUCAGCUGCCAGCCUGUGAGGAGGACCUGCAGGCUCUGGCUGCCCUGAGGCUUCAGUCACUGAUGGGAGACUUCAGCACUCACGCCCCCUGCCCACCCCUGGACGAGCUGGUCCCGGGUCACAUGCUUGAAACCAGAGUCCUGUUGUCUCUCUCGGCCCCCCAGGCGGUGCCACCGUGUCAGGUGGCGGCUCAGGGCUGUCCCGCGACGCAGCGCUUCCCUACCAGCCUCCUGUCCGGGACCCUGUGGAGCCACAUGGCUGCAGCCGCGCACAAACAGAAGGUGGAGCACGACAAGCUGCUGCGGAGUCGGCUGAAGGAGGAGUCGGCGGCUGUCAUGGCUUCCAUCUUGGAGCGGUGGAGGGAUCUGGCUGGUUACAGCCGCAGGGACAGUAUGGCUGCCUACCUCACAAUUGCACGCCAGUGGUCAGGCUUUGGAUGCACUCUUUAUGAAGUGGACUUUUAUAUUAGCUCAACAGGGAAUUUUUCACAGAAGCUGUGGCUGGGUGUAGCUGCUACGUCCGUGUCUCUGUACAAGCAGGGAGAAUCAGAAGCGCUGGAGUCUUUCCCUUAUGGACAGAUCUGCUCUUACGGCGUGUCUGACAGCAAUACCUUCAGGAUCACAGCAGGGGACCGGGAUCUGAUAUUUGAAACCACCAAGCUGACUGAGAUCAUGCAGCUCAUGAAUGCYUAUUUCAGCGCCAUCCAUCACCAGCGAGAAAAAGGGGAGGAACCAGACAUCACCAUCACAGAAAGCACGGAGUUUGGGUUCUGUCACCUGGCCUCGACACCAACGCCCACACUUCUGGAGCUGCCCUCUCACCCUGUCUGAGAAGAACUUGUGUCAAGAUAACACCCUCCCACCCUCCCCUCCACCAGUCCUCAGGAUCCCUGUGCCUCUUCCACUGGGAAUAGCACAGCCGUCAAAACAAAGAAAGGGCUGUUUUCCCUCCUCGUCCAUUGAAAAUAAACCUUUGCUGAGCUUUCUAGAUGAAAGGCUACGACGGCGUAUUAGGGCRACUCAGAAGAAGAAAAAAAAAGAGUAGCGUUUCUUUUUUAAGUUUUGAUUUUAAAAUGUAAAUGUUGAGAUUCUAAUGUUGGAAAUCAAUAAAACGGCUGAUUUAAUUGACAGAAGAAAGUUGCAAUGUUGAAGGACUUAAYUCAAAGGGAGUGAAUCUUGCUGUACUCCUAAUCUGGAUUGUAAUUGUUUCAUUUGUUUUUAGGUCAUUACUCUUGAAUCUGAUGGUUAUAGGUGUAUUUUACUCUGCUAACUACAAAAUAGCAUGCAUUUUAUAUUAAUCCAAUGUGCAGUUUAUUACUCAGAAUUUGUUUCCUUCACAAUAAGAGCCUCAAACACAUWCAUCGGGUACUGACUUUUAAAUACUCAAAAUCUUUGGUGACAUAGGCUGCAGUGUCAGUUUCACUGAAAAUAAAAGUGUCAAAUAUUUCAAGAGAGAUUUUUAGGUUAGCACUCAGCCUCUUAUUGUGAAGGACAAAACCAAGGUCUGUGAGGUUUUUCUGCAGCAUGAGUGAUUAAAUUUACUUCAGCAUGGUACAGUUGAAAUAUUCCAUGUUAUUUUGAAGAUAAUCAAUUAAAAGUGCACCCAUAACACUCACACAUAAAAGUAAAUUCCCCCCAGUACAUCCUCACUGCAAUGGUGUUGCAACAACUUAACUCUUCUGUGAGGGGCAUCACUGAAACAAAAACAGUUGGGCUCAGGAGCAGUGCAGAAAGACAACUUAAUUUUUUCAACAUUGCAACGUUUUCCGUCAAUAAAUUUGACACUUUUUUUCUGUCAAAAAUAUUUACUCUCAACGCUUACAAUUUCAAUCUCAAAAAUAAAAAAAGAACCAAACGUCUGAGGGAACCUAAUACUCCAUUGUAUGAAAGACUCAGCCAUAAAAUGACUAAAGAGGAGUUGGGGAGGGUAAGACAAGGGGCUCGGCUUUUGAGCACAAAAUCACCCAGAAACCAACCUCGCUCUGCCUUCUUCGACAAGAUGUUGACACGAGUCGUGUCGCAUCAAAAAACUCMAGACUUGCAGUAACCAUAAGCUGUGGUGCUCCCAUCAGAAAGCUCUAGCUUCGAGUGAAAACACUACCCUUUAACCUCCUCUGUAUCUCCUGGGGUGUGCCAUAUUGGAUUUGCCUUCCCAUGAAGGCGGUCAUCCUUCACGCACUGCUGGAAGAGUGUUGAGAACACUCAGUUAUACACUCAUCAACCCGCCUGGUUUUUGCUGAUCUGUUUCUCAGCCACGCACACACACACUCUGAUGCUUUUUCUCACGUGCCCCUAUGCUGACCCGUUCAUCAGAAAGUCCGUUUUCACAAGGUCCCGGAUGGGCUUGCAUUACCUGGAACUGUUGAUGCAUUGAGCCAUUUGAACUUGGAACUGGAAGCAGAUGUUGAGCUCCGUUGUAGUCGAGUCACUUUGGCUGCCUUCGRUUUGUAGACCUCCAUUCUAACGGGUUAACUGUUUCAGUUUGAUCACAAAAACAAAACAUUUCUCUGAUGUCACAUUCAGGACUGUGUUUCAGAGAAAUCAAAGGAUUUAGGAGCUGUUUUUUUUUCCCACCACGUUGCCACCAAAUGCUCUGAUUUCUCCUUUGUCGUGCUGCUUGUCCUGGCUGUAGCCCUGGACAUGAAACUUGGAUAACACUUGACUGGCUAACUUUGCUUGAGUCACUUAACUAUCCCAAUUCAGCUUUGUUAUGCUGAAGAUAACAGGUGCUUCUUUGUUUAUUUUUAUAAUGUAUAUAUAAUAGAAAGAAUGCCACAAAGCUUAAUAACUUCGAUAAAUUAAAAAGUGACUGGUGUAUUCCCCAUGCAGAGCGCCAUCUGUCCCCUGCCAUUUAGUCAAACAGUUUUCUAAUCUGGCCAUGGUUAUUUUUUUGUAUUUAUGCAGACUUCACCCCUUUUUUUAAGUGUACUUUCGGUCUUAAAUGUAGGCUUUUUCUGAUAUUAGGUUUGCUUUAACUGACCGGGCCAUAGAUGGUUUUGACUCUGCUCUCUAAAGCACCUUGUGUGUUAACUCUGUGUAGCUCUUUUUCUGUUCAAKAUUUGAAUACUUGUGUGAAGCCAAAGUAUUGCCUGGUCAUGAGUUUGAGCAUGGACCAAAGAUAAAAAAAAAAUCAUAUUUUAGAUGAUAUUUUUCARGAAUGCAGACAGAAUACCUAUAUYCAUACUCAAAUAGGUAGAGUUUGAUUCAUUUCCAAUAGUUUGAUGUACGACUUGUUUUUUUUUUUUGUAGGUAUGUUUUGUACAAAUAGCACUACAGUUCUGUCUACUACACAACCCCUUAAAAUAACCUAAAAAACUUUAGUUUCUUCACCGUAAAAUGCCUUGACAAGUCAUUACCCUGUCCCUGYCUCAGAAGCAAGUCUUUAGCUUUUUUUUUCCACUGCAGCUGCAGGCAGCUCCAAGCUACAUGAAAAAAGGAAAGAAGAAAAAAAAUUGCAGAUGUCUUUGCUUAGUAUUAAGCUUGUUUGUAUGCUGCAUGGUACCUUUUUAAUGUAAUAUGUAAUGUAAUAUAUUCAAUUGCACUAUUAUUUUUAACUAACCUGGGAGUGCAAUAAAAACUAUAAAUACUGUUGUUGUAAUUAUUAAUAAAAAAAUACCUGUUUUA
Austrofundulus limnaeus is the source of this 5591-nucleotide messenger RNA. RefSeq names its product pleckstrin homology, MyTH4 and FERM domain containing H3 (gene plekhh3). The record is from RefSeq and is a predicted model, not a curated record. Lineage: Eukaryota; Metazoa; Chordata; Actinopteri; Cyprinodontiformes; Rivulidae. The transcript has 13 exons. Gene Ontology annotation, cellular component: cytoskeleton. The coding region runs from base 447 to 2798 and encodes 783 amino acids.